Messenger RNA from Salvia splendens (bonfire salvia), 618 nucleotides. RefSeq lists its product as uncharacterized. NCBI's taxonomy places the organism in Eukaryota, Viridiplantae, Streptophyta, Magnoliopsida, Lamiales, Lamiaceae. Bases 1 to 618 code for a protein of 205 amino acids. The record is from RefSeq and is a predicted model, not a curated record. The transcript has a single exon.
AUGCCACCGAGACGAGGACGUGGGCGUGGACGUGGACGUGAACGUGGGGCAGGCCGAGGCCCACGAGUGGAAAGUACUGUGGAAGAAAGAUCCGAGGGAAGUAUCGGAGGUCAACCCCCGCCUCCACCGCCACCUCCACUACAACCUCAUGAUAAGGAAUACAUUAAGACGUUCCGCAAAGAGAAACCCCCAAAGUUUGAUGGGUUAGGAGAGCCACAGAAGGCAGAGGCCUGGAUCCGCGAGAUCGAGCGCAUCUUUGAGUUCAUGGUGUGCACGGACAGGGAGCGUCUGGCAUGCGUGACUUAUCAACUGACUAAGCCAGCAGAUCGUUGGUGGGAGACUAGACGAAGAACAGUGGACCCCGCCUGCCGAGAGGCUUUGACUUGGGAUGAGUUCAAGGAAGAGAUAUAUAAUAAGUACGUCCCUAUGAGCUACCGACGAGCCAAGACGGCAGAGUUCCACACUUUGAAGCAGGGAAAUAUGACAGUGUCGGAAUAUGACCGCGCACUUUGUGAGAUGACUCGUUAUGCACCUGAGUUGGUGGACACGGAUGAGAAGAUGGCCGCGAAGUUUCACUCUGGCCUUAGGACUGAGAUAAGAGUGGCCGUGGCUAGCUGA